AGGUUUAACUUUGACAACGAUAUUUUAAUCCGUUAUUUUUGACGUGUGUGCUCGUCUUGUGGAACGUCGUACUAUAAUAACGCUGUUUGAACAUUUUAAACAUCAAUAAGUAAUUAAACAUGCCAACUCCAAGUUUACAAAAACCGGCUCCUAACUUCAAGGGCACCGCUGUAGUUAAUGGCGAAUUCAAAGAAAUAAGCCUUAGCGACUACAAGGGACAAUAUGUGGUGCUUUUCUUUUAUCCUCUCGAUUUUACGUUCGUUUGCCCCACCGAAAUCAUUGCGUUUUCUGAUCGCAUUGAUGAAUUCAAAAAAAUUAAAACCUCAGUAGUUGCUGCAUCCACUGACAGCCAUUUUUCGCAUUUGGCUUGGGUAAAUACCCCAAGAAAGCAGGGUGGUUUAGGAGAAAUGAACAUUCCUCUUUUGGCUGAUAAAUCAAUGAAAAUCUCUCGCGAUUAUGGAGUUUUGGACGAAGAAUCUGGUGUUACUUUCCGUGGUCUAUUCAUUAUUGAUCCAAAAGGAAUCUUACGCCAAAUAACUAUCAAUGAUCUUCCUGUAGGAAGAUCAGUUGAUGAAACUCUGAGAUUAGUACAAGCAUUCCAGUUCACAGAUGAACAUGGGGAGGUUUGCCCAGCUGGUUGGACCCCAGGCAAGAAGACUAUUAAGCCAGAACCAACUGGAAGCAAAGAUUAUUUCCAGGCUGUAAACUAAGAUGCUAAUACUAUGUUGCUAUAUAAGAAUCAAUACUGUGUUUUUGUUUGUAUUCAUAUUAUAAUUGAAUGUUAUUUUUGGAUUUCAUUAUCACUACAAUAAAUUUCUACCAGUCA
Agrilus planipennis (emerald ash borer) is the source of this 826-nucleotide messenger RNA. RefSeq names its product peroxiredoxin 1. The coding region runs from base 120 to 710 and encodes 196 amino acids. The record is from RefSeq and is a predicted model, not a curated record. The transcript has 3 exons. Gene Ontology annotation, cellular component: cytosol. Gene Ontology annotation, biological process: removal of superoxide radicals; cell redox homeostasis; hydrogen peroxide catabolic process. NCBI's taxonomy places the organism in Eukaryota, Metazoa, Arthropoda, Insecta, Coleoptera, Buprestidae. Gene Ontology annotation, molecular function: thioredoxin peroxidase activity.